AUGUCAGAUUUCGAACGCCCGUCCAAUCCGGCCCUUUGGCACUUUGGCUUCCACGCGAAUGAGGUUUCAUGGGAGGGCAUGAAGCCAUCAGACCCUCUCAUGGAUUUUUCAGACGGAGACAGCGACUACGAAACAAAGGAACUCAAAAGGAAUGAGAAGUGGAAGUCCAAGGGUCUCUGCAGUGAGUUCCAUGAGGUGAAUCUGCGACCCAUUGUCGACCUCUUCCUCCCUCCCUCGAAAGGCCUUGCCUUCUCACCGAUAACAUCGUCCGUCGCAUCAUCACCGACUCUCCCACGCGACCGAUUGCGUCACACGACUCCCUCGACCUGCAUCCAAACCAAGGAAGCAGUUUUGGCAACAACACCGCGCGCAGACAGGGGUAGAACUGCGGCUAGUACAAUGGCGCCGACAUCGACAUCCCAGAAGGCGAUGACCACCCAGUUCGCUCAGUUGACAGGUGCAAGCGAUAGAACGGCACAACGGUACCUCAAGAACGCUGGAUAUAAGCUCAAUGAAGCUGUUGAUGCAACCUCAAAACACACUGGACUGAUCGACGCAGAGGAGGCCGGAGCCUGCAAGACAAUGGGCUGGAAAGGGUUGAAAAACGCACUGCCUACCACAGGCUUGAGCUUGUGGUCGCCGAGGCGCAAACCAUCCAAACACGACCUUGUCACCGAGGAGAAGAAUCAGUCUGGGUACUUCUCUGGCGGCAGUGGAACCUCCACACCCACAACUUCAGCAAUCGAUACUUCGUUGAAUCAAAUGUUCGACAAGCUGCGAGAUGAUGUAAAUGACGAGAAGAACACCCUGGGUCUCGACACCACGAUGGCGUACCUCGGCGACUUGGGUGUGAACAUCGAGAAUGCCGAGCUGCUGGUCGUGAUGGAACUUCUUCAGGCACCUUCUGUUGGAGAAAUCACCCGAAAAGGCUUCGUCGAUGGCUGGAAGGUGACUGGUGCUGCCACGCGUCAGGCGCAUAUAUCUCACAUCAAGUCAUUGGUGAGCAGUCUUUCGACCGACCCUGCUUACUUCAGGAAGGUGUAUCGGCACACCUUUGUUGCCAGUAAGGAGCCGACUCAGAAGGCACUCAAUCUUGAGAUCGCCACAGUCUACUGGAACGUUCUUUUUUCACCACCUGGCUGGGAAUGGAAGACGAAGAACCAGGACUGGCUGCAGCUGUGGUUGAAGUUCCUCGAAGAGAAGUGGACCAGAUCUGUCAACCGCGACAUGUGGAACCAGAUUCUUGAAUUUGCGACCAAGUCGAUGGCAGACGAGACGUUGUCAUUCUGGAACGAGGACGGAGCAUGGCCCAGCGUGAUUGAUGACUUCGUGGCCUGGUGCAAGGAAAGAGGGAUCGGCAAGACUGAGACAAUGGACUUGGACGCCUGA
This is a messenger RNA of Colletotrichum orchidophilum, 1389 nucleotides long. RefSeq lists its product as uncharacterized. Gene Ontology annotation, molecular function: ubiquitin-like protein binding; cullin family protein binding; ubiquitin conjugating enzyme binding. The coding region runs from base 1 to 1389 and encodes 462 amino acids. NCBI's taxonomy places the organism in Eukaryota, Fungi, Ascomycota, Sordariomycetes, Glomerellales, Glomerellaceae. The transcript has 7 exons. Gene Ontology annotation, cellular component: ubiquitin ligase complex. Gene Ontology annotation, biological process: protein neddylation; positive regulation of ubiquitin-protein transferase activity. The record is from RefSeq and is a predicted model, not a curated record.